Paramecium octaurelia is the source of this 428-nucleotide messenger RNA. NCBI's taxonomy places the organism in Eukaryota, Ciliophora, Oligohymenophorea, Peniculida, Parameciidae. The record is from the annotation of a GenBank genome assembly.
AUGGAAUAAAAUAUUGCACCAGCUUAGUUUAUAUUUUGGCAGAGCGUUAUUAUUAUCAUGCAUAUUUAACAACUCGUGCAGAACUAUGUAUACAUAUCAAGCUUCUCAAAAAUAGGUAACUAUUGUUAUUUUCGUUGAGUUUAGGGCAAAAUCAUUACUUAUUAAUUUGAGGCUGUAUAUAUGUAAGAUUAUUCUUCUUAGGGUUUUUGCCUUAAUAAGUGCCGUUGCCAGUUGAAAUCCAGGUAUUUUUAAGGUAAUAUAAAUACCUUCCUUCACCUGAGGAUUUUCCCUCCACUACGGAUUCUUUUAGUUCUAAAUUCUAGCCUCAUUUACUGAUCACUCUGUACUAUUACUAUAACCUCUGCAAGAUAUCUUCCCACUUUUUUUUUUACAAAGCAAUUCAAUAUUUCAUUAUUAUAUCAAGUUGA